Molecule: messenger RNA, 1306 nt
Organism: Paramecium pentaurelia
Lineage: Eukaryota; Ciliophora; Oligohymenophorea; Peniculida; Parameciidae
Source: the annotation of a GenBank genome assembly
AUGGACCACGCCCAAUCUUUUGAACAAGAUAAUAAACCUACUGCCAAUGAAGGACAUUUGAAUAUAUGUGAUAACAAUGAACUUUAAAAAAAUGGUAGUCAAACAAGAAGAGCUUGGUCACUCAAAGAAGACAAUUAACUCAAAUAGGCUAUAAAAAUACACAGCACCAAUUGGUUAUUAGUAGCUUAGUAAUUACAAAAUCGAAAUCCUUCUUAAUGUGCUUAGAGAUGGAAAAGAAUCAAGCCAUAUAAUGUAUAUAUGUUAUGUAUAUUAUUAAGUAUAAUAUUCGCAAACCAUGGACCAAUAAGGAAGACUAGCUACUAUUGAAAUUAGUACAAGUACAUAAGAAAAAUUGGGUUUAAAUAGCCAAAUGUAUACCUAAUCGUACUAGUAAGCAAGUUAGGGAAAGAUUUGUAAAUAAAUUAAAUCCAGAGAUAAAUUAAGAACCUUUUACAAAAGAAGAAGAUAUGAUUAUAGUAGAAGGCUAUAAAAGCUUUGGAUCAAAAUGGUGCAAGAUAUCUAAAUUAUUAUAAGGAAGGCCUGUAUAAAUUAUAAAUAGUUAUUUUUAGGAAAACAUAAUAAAAAACAGAUAUUAUUCAUAUAUUCGAAAGCGUUAUUUUAAUAUUGAGAAUCCAUAUUAUGUGAUUCCAUAGCCAAACAAUGAAUUAUAAAAGUUUAACCAAGAGGAAUAUAUAAAUAAUAAGUAAAAGUCAAUAGUAAAAAGGAAAAUAGAGAAAUCAAAAAUUCGAAAAAGAUUUACAGUAUUAUUAUUUUAAUUUAUAAUAAGAAAUUGGUAAAUAUUGAAUAGGAUGAAUAAAAAAUAACAAAUAAUAAUAAAGUUAAUGAAUAAUAAUUGGAUAUAGAAAAAGUGAGGUUAUAAGUGACUACAAUUGAAGAAAAUAAACAAAUAAAUAAUAAACUAAAUUUUAGUAUAUAUAAAUUCAUUAAUAUAGUUUAAUUACAAGAAUAAGAUGACUUAGGGGUCUUACAGAAUGAAUAAAUAAUAAAAGAAGAACUCUCGAAUAACUAAAGUUAAGUUAAAUAAGAAGCAGAUUAAGAUUAAGUUGGAAAAUUGGAUCAAUUAUAAGAGAGUUUGAAUCUUUCUCAAAGCUGCUAUGCUCCUUUUCCAUUAAUUUAUAAUACAGUCUAACCGUAUAAAAUGAUGUAUUUUUUAACACCAUAAAUACCUAUGCCAUUUAUUCCUUAGUAUUACAUAAAUGGACCAUUUGUCUAAUAUGGAGUGUAAAGCUAAGAAACUUUGCUUUCUAAAUCAUAAGAGAUACAAUAAAAAAGUCAAUAAUUAUGA